Messenger RNA from Hemibagrus wyckioides, 3756 nucleotides. It is a transcript of the gene asap2a, whose product is annotated as ArfGAP with SH3 domain, ankyrin repeat and PH domain 2a. Lineage: Eukaryota; Metazoa; Chordata; Actinopteri; Siluriformes; Bagridae. Gene Ontology annotation, cellular component: cytoplasm. The transcript has 28 exons. The record is from RefSeq and is a predicted model, not a curated record. Gene Ontology annotation, molecular function: GTPase activator activity; protein binding. Gene Ontology annotation, biological process: positive regulation of GTPase activity. Bases 406 to 3381 code for a protein of 991 amino acids.
UUUUGUCAAUUUUCUGCGCUUUCAUUGAAUUGACCGGCGGCGGACUGCAAAGUGCAGCGAUCGACCCGAACACUCCUGACUGUUUCACAGCGCCCGAGAAGCCAACUUUGGGUGGAUAUAAAUGAAGAAAACGCGCCAGAUUUGGUUUCUACCGACAAUUUGAAGGACACACAGGCGGGGAAAAGCCGCGACUGCAGUCGCAGGACAGAGAGAAAGAGACCUUCCGAUGAGUCCCAGUCUCCACUCGGUAUACCUAAUACAGAAAUGACCACUCUCCGGGACUCUCGUCCCUCCAUUUCAUAAGCUGUCCUCCUGACUUUGUGCAUUAACAAACAAUACACAUCGCGCGAUUUUGGGAUUAAGCUCGGGGUUUAUUUUUAUUUUUAAAACAAAGAGGAAUAUACAAUGCCUGACCAGAUCACGGUGGCGGAGUUUGUGGCCGAGACGAAUGAAGAUUACAAAUCACCCACAGCCUCCAACUUCACCACGCGAAUGGUGCACUGUAGGAACACAGUGACCGCUCUGGAGGAGGCUUUAGAUGUGGAUCGCAGUGUGCUCUACAAAAUGAAGAAGUCAGUGAAGGCUAUUUACACCUCAGGACUAGCUCAUGUUGAGAAUGAGGAGCAGUACACUCAAGCUCUGGAGAAGUUCGGUGAGAACUGCGUGUACCGGGAUGACCCUGACCUUGGCUCAGCCUUCCUCAAGUUCUCUGUAUUUACCAAGGAGCUCACCGCCCUCUUCAAGAAUCUGUUUCAGAACAUGAACAAUAUCAUCACGUUUCCACUGGACAGUCUGCUGAAGGGCGAUCUGAAAGGGGUGAAAGGGGAUCUGAAAAAGCCAUUUGAUAAGGCCUGGAAAGACUACGAGACGAAAGUCACCAAGAUUGAGAAAGAGAAAAAGGAGCACGCCCGGCAGCACGGAAUGAUCCGGACCGAGAUCAGCGGGGCCGAGAUAGCAGAGGAGAUGGAGAAGGAGAGGCGCUUCUUUCAGCUGCAGAUGUGUGAGUACCUUCUGAAAGUGAAUGAGAUUAAAAUCAAGAAGGGCGUGGAUCUACUGCAGAACCUCAUCAAGUAUUUCCAUGCACAAUGCAAUUUCUUUCAGGACGGCCUAAAAGCUGUGGACAACCUGAAACCCUCUAUAGAGAAACUGGCUACUGAUCUGCAUACGAUCAAGCAGGCUCAGGAUGAGGAACGCCGGCAGCUCACACAGUUACGAGACGUGCUGAAGACGGCGCUUCAGGUGGAGCAGAAAGAGGAUUCCCAGGUGCGGCAAAGCACCACUUACAGUCUGCACCAGCCGCAGGGGAACAAGGAGCACGGCACUGAGAGAAGUGGGAACCUGUACAAAAAAAGUGAUGGUCUGCGGAAAGUGUGGCAGAAGAGGAAGUGCACGGUGAAGAACGGCUACCUGACCAUCUCACACGGGACGCCAAACAGACCACCAGCCAAGCUCAAUCUCCUAACCUGCCAGGUCAAGCACAACCCAGACGAGAAGAAAAGCUUUGACCUCAUCUCACAUGACCGAACGUAUCACUUUCAGGCAGAGGAUGAGGCCGAGUGCCAAAUCUGGAUCUCUGUGCUGCAGAACAGUAAGGAGGAAGCGCUUAACAACGCCUUUAAGGGAGACCAGCACGUUGGCGAGAACAAUAUCGUUCAGGAGCUGACCAAAGCCAUCCUGGGCGAGGUCAAACGCAUGACCGGGAACGACGUCUGCUGUGACUGCGGCGCUCCUGGUCCCACAUGGCUGUCCACCAACCUGGGAAUUCUCACCUGUAUAGAAUGCUCCGGGAUCCACCGAGAGUUGGGAGUGCACUACUCCAGAAUUCAGUCCCUCACGCUGGAUGUCCUCAGCACAUCAGAACUCUUGCUGGCCAAAAACGUAGGGAAUGCUGGCUUUAACGAGAUCAUGGAAGCGUGUCUGACUUCCGAAGAUACGGUCAAACCAAAUCCUACCAGUGACAUGCAGGCCAGGAAAGACUUCAUCACAGCCAAAUACACUGAGAAACGCUUUGCUCGUAAGAAAAGCCCAGACACCGCAUCCAGACUGCACACCUUGUGUGAAGCUGUGAAGGCCCGCGACAUCUUCUCCCUCAUCCAGGUCUACGCUGAGGGAGUGGACUUAAUGGAGCCCAUUCCUCUGGCCAAUGGACAUGAACAAGGAGAGACAGCACUGCAUUUGGCAGUGAGGCUGGUAGACCGAACCUCACUACAUAUUGUAGAUUUCCUGACUCAGAACAGUGUGAAUCUGGAUAAGCAGACGGCGAAGGGAAGCACAGCGCUGCAUUACUGCUGUCUUACAGAUAACAGCGAGUGUCUCAAACUGCUCCUAAGAGGCAAAGCUUCCAUAGACAUCGCUAACGAGGCGGGAGAAACACCAUUGGACAUUGCCAGGAGACUCAAACAUCUGCAGUGUGAGGAACUGCUGAACCAGGCGCUCGCUGGCAAGUUUAAUGCACACGUGCACGUUGAAUAUGAGUGGCGGCUACAGCACGAAGACCUAGACGAGAGUGAUGAAGAUUUGGAUGAGAAGUCCAGUCCCCUCCGACGAGAGGAGAGGCCGGUCAGUUGCUACACGCCUGGCAGCUCAGUGAUGCAGCCCAGUGCAACCAGUGGGUCCAAGGACAAACAACAGCGCUGCUACGUCCCAAACCUGGUCAACAAUGAGACGUAUGGCACCAUUGUCAACACCAGCCCCUCCAGCGGGGUCUUAUCAACAUCAGCACCUCCACUGCCUCCCAGAAAUAUCGGGCAGCUGACUGGUCACAGCGGAGUUCUCCAAAGUUCUCCAGCAUGGAAACCUGGCUCUAUAGAUCUCUCAGGCAGGCAGAGAUCCUCCUCAGAUCCCCCGAACAUGCAUCCUCCUGUUCCACCCAUGCGAGUCACUUCAUCCUCCUUCAUAGCGCCAUCCGCUCCUCCUCCUCCUGUAUCUAAACCAGCCGGUGUGAUGGACGCCAUGACCAUGCAGAGCAAAACCGGACCGGUGCCUCAGGGCCAGGGCAUUACCAGGGGUACUGCUACAAGCUCGGACAAAAGCUACAGCAAGGGUCCUCCCUCCCACUCGGACACCACAGAGAGACCAGGUAGAUGUCAGAGAAACGGCUUAAUCUCAAAGGAAGUUCCUGGAUGCCCUCAGAGCACAAGUGGUCAGUCUCUGGCUCCUGGCCACAUACCCAGGAAAACAUACCCGAAGCAGAGGCCGAAAAGGGUGAAGGCCAUCUAUAACUGUGUGGCUGAUAACCCUGAUGAGCUGACGUUCACUGAGGGCGAGGUGAUCGUUGUAGACGGAGAAGAGGAUCAGGAGUGGUGGCUGGGCCAUAUAGAAGGUGAACCGAUGAGGAGAGGUGCCUUCCCCGUCACAUUCGUACACUUCAUGGUGGACUGACAGUCAAAGAUUUCCGAUGCUGACCCAGGCUGAUCUGAUCAUCCCCUAGCAUGUUUCUAACUCCACACACCUGAACUUUAUUAAUAAUUCUCAUCAUCUGUUUCACCUCCAUCAUGAAGCUUGUGCCUGUACUGACUCUUCCCAGACAAUUAGCUUGCACCAGCGAGCAUUGCUCGACUCAUGUACUGGAGGUUUCUUCUUCCUGAAUGUCUUAACACCUGACUCCUUUAUGUUCGAAGACGGUAAAUAGUUUGAGUGUUUCAGCUCAUUUUGUUGAGUAGGAAAAAAAAAUUGUAGUCAAUGAUGCACUUUUAUGUAGUUCUUAAAAAAGGGGGGGGGGAUCUUUAUGGAUCUCAACAAUGAACUAUUCCCAUC